AUGGAUGUUCGGCCAUACCAACUGGCUCAGAGAAGAGAUUUCGAGUUCCGCUUCGAGAAUCAACCGUUCGUGGUGAACGAGGAGGUGCAGAACCCGCUCAACGUUCGCAUCAUCAACUUGUUGCACGAUCGGACUCUCGAUGCUCUCUACGAAGUGCACGACAAGGUCGAGCAGGCGCUGGAGGUCUCGCAAGCUACCUUCGAAGCUUUGAUGUCCUGUGAGGAGACCAGUGGUGACUACAAAUGCUUGUUCGACACCGAGGUUCACUCAAACAUCUUUGUUGAGGUCUGCGAAGGAGAUGCGCUUCUUGACAAGCUGAAGGAGUUUCCAUCGAAGUGGACUGUUCACGACGCCUUCUACCAAAUGGCGGACUUGAUCACUGGUCGUGUCUCGUGCAGCAGCAGUGAUCAGAUGAUCAUGUUCAAGAUGCGUUGGAACGUUGACAAGCGUCACUUCGUCAUUGAGAGUCUCAACCACAUCACCAACGACGCGAUGUUCCCACCACCAAUCUUCGGACAAGACCCGCCAGUGCUUCGUUACCACCGUCCAUAA
This is a messenger RNA of Caenorhabditis remanei, 552 nucleotides long. RefSeq lists its product as uncharacterized. NCBI's taxonomy places the organism in Eukaryota, Metazoa, Nematoda, Chromadorea, Rhabditida, Rhabditidae. The transcript is spliced from 3 exons. The record is from RefSeq and is a predicted model, not a curated record. Bases 1 to 552 code for a protein of 183 amino acids.